AUGGGCGAUACAGGUGUUGAAACAAAGAAGAAAGCGAAUCGACAUAUCGCCCGUUGCUGGUGCGGAGUGCGACGCGAUUCCUCUCAAUUUCGGCGAUGUCGUGGCGAUAUCGCCCUAGAGACAAAUAUUCUCGAAAUACUUGCCGCUGUUGGGUGCCUCAUUUGCACUAAACUCUGUCGACAGGUGAGGUCGACUCCAAACUGUCUACUGGUCUCAACAAGAUCGACGCCUUCCGAUAUGCCGCCAAAGCAGAGAUCACAGCGUGGAUCAGCUAGAAAAGCACCAGCAUCAAAAUCAAGUGCCGAGAAAGGAGGCGAAAAGCAAGAAGGCGGUGCUCCAGGAGGUGGCGACGGCGGAUCUGCAACCGACAAAAUCUCGGAAUACGCAAUUAUGAUUCUUGUAGCGAUUCAAAACGCAUGCAUUGCCAUUCAAAAGUUUUUGUACAAUCUGUAUCUCGUCAUCAAAUUUUGUUGGGAAAAACCAGAUGUUGCAUGGGAUCUUAUCUCCACUACGUUCCAUCUGAUUAAAGUAUCUAGAGAUGCAGGGCUGUGGUCGUGGAGCCAGCUUUGGGAUGUGAGUGCAUGA
Cylicocyclus nassatus is the source of this 585-nucleotide messenger RNA. The record is from the annotation of a GenBank genome assembly. Lineage: Eukaryota; Metazoa; Nematoda; Chromadorea; Rhabditida; Strongylidae.